UUGUAACCAUGACUGCCUUACCAAUAACCCUGGUUGUUUUAUGCGGGACCGCGGUUUGUGUGUUCGGAAAUUCGCAAAUGGGUGAUAAAGCUUUAUCACAGUCCCUCCUGUGGUCGCAACUAAAGCGGAUGUCCACAGCACCGCUUGCACAGUCAUCGGGAGGGAUAUCGUCUUUUGACAGGAACGGCGAGCCAGAUGUCGGGAAAAGAGGAUUUGAUUCUAUUGGACACAGCAACCAUUUUGGAAGCUCGUCACGUGGUAUGGGAAGAAACACUUCCGGUGAUGGCGACAGCCUCGUUUACACCUUCGAGUCUCUAUUUCCGGCUAUUGCCAGGCAGUUGAGAAGCCGGGGGCAAUGAAAUGUGUGUAGUACUUUGAACUGAUCGUCACGGAAACACUCUGGUCAAACAAGCUGGAAAGUUGACAAAUGCAACGAUUUCAUAUUAAAACGCUUAGUACACUUGCGUGUAUGACCGGACCUAUCAACAUACAUAGUAUUGAAUCAGCGUAUAUAAAGCGUACGAUAUGUAACAUAUCUAUGUCUACGAGGAAAUGUGGUGUAUUGUGAGAACUUGAAUAAAUAUUCUCGACCAUU
Haliotis rubra (blacklip abalone) is the source of this 595-nucleotide messenger RNA. RefSeq lists its product as uncharacterized. The record is from RefSeq and is a predicted model, not a curated record. Bases 9 to 359 code for a protein of 116 amino acids. Lineage: Eukaryota; Metazoa; Mollusca; Gastropoda; Lepetellida; Haliotidae. The transcript has 2 exons.